Rhopilema esculentum is the source of this 2378-nucleotide messenger RNA. RefSeq names its product target of Myb1 membrane trafficking protein. The record is from RefSeq and is a predicted model, not a curated record. Gene Ontology annotation, molecular function: phosphatidylinositol binding; ubiquitin binding; clathrin binding. Gene Ontology annotation, biological process: signal transduction. Lineage: Eukaryota; Metazoa; Cnidaria; Scyphozoa; Rhizostomeae; Rhizostomatidae. Gene Ontology annotation, cellular component: membrane; endosome.
GUGGCAUAGUUUUGACAGGUUGGACAGGGUCUGGAUGUAGCUGCUGCAAGAAUAUUUAUAGAUAAAUUCUAAAAAUAUUGUUAGUAAGGUAAAGUUCGCCUUCAUUAGCACAAGCUAUUUUUCUAGCCAACUAUAAACAAAUUUUACAAUUGAUCUACCGUAUCAAAAGCCUAACAACGGUAAGCGAUUAGUAAGCUUCACAGCCGAUCUACUGUAAAACUUACUUUGCAUAUCAAGAAGUGAUCGCAAAGGACGGAUUUACUUGGAAAUGUGUGGGGUGGCGGGGAGUGCGACACCCCCUUUUUUGUAUCGAUGGUAAGUUCUACUUUGAUUCGGUAAAAAGCAUUUUUUGCUAUCGUUUUAUCUUGUUUAUCUUUAAGUUAAAAACUGAGAUUUAAAGAUAGGCGUCUUCAUCAUGUUGUAAAUUUAUUGCAAAUUCAUGAAUUUAUGAAAAGUUUAUGACGUCAUCGAUUUGAAACCAUGACGGGAUGUGUAGAACCCAGACUCGUUUCCUUGGAAGAACAAAUUUAGGCAAAGUGUCGAAAUGGCGUCAUUCAAAUUUCACACAAAUCCAUUUUCCUCGCCAGUUGGACAGAGAAUCGAAAGAGCAACAGACAGCAUUUUGCCAUCAGAAGACUGGGCCUUGUUCAUUGAGAUCUGCGAUAUUAUCAAUGAUACAGAAGAAGGGGCAAAAGAUGCAGUGAAGGCCAUAAAGAAGCGGCUAUCCAACAAAAAGGAUUACAAAAGUCUUAUGUACACAUUAACAUUGUUGGAAUCAUGUGUCAAGAACUGUGGGAAUCGUUUUCAUGUAAUUGUUGCAAAUAAAGAUGUUCUUGGCGAUCUUACAAAAAUACUUACUCCAAAGGGUACAGUGAGUCAGAUUCCACAAAUUGUAGAAGAGAAGAUCCUAAUGCUUGUGCAAUCAUGGUCUGAUGCUUUCCGUAACUCAGAGCAGCUGCAAGCAUUUGUUCGUUGCCAUGAGCAUUUGAAAGCUCAAGGAUAUGAGUUCCCAGCACAGGAUAUUGACUCUCUAGCACCAAUCCAUACACCCAAAAGGACAGUGCCGGAAUCCAACACACCAAGACCAGCAUCAGCAAAUCAACUACCUUCCAAUAAUGGACAGCCAAUGGUGUUUCCUCCUGCUGUCCAAAGAACAAAUUCAGGUCCCACGAGUCCAACGCCAACACAACUGGCCAAACUCAGGGGUGACCUUAACACUGUAGAGGAAAAUGUUCGUGUUAUGUCUGAGAUGCUGACAGCUUUGUCGCCAGAACAAGAAGAAUCAGAUGAUAUGAAUUUGCUUAAGGAACUGAACUCAACUUGUCGGCAAAUGCAACAAAGAGUGAUCGAGUUAUUGCAAAAGGUAGCCAAUGAUGAGGUGACAGGCGAAUUGCUGAGAGUUAACGACCUGCUUAACAAUGUUUUCAUCCGCUACGAUCGAUUUGAGCGAAACAGAAGUGGGUUCAUGAGCUCGCAAUCACAGCCGUCAACGGCUGUUGCUACUGAUGGACCCGGAGAAGUAGUGAGACCAGCAGCUGCAAGCGGAAAUUCAGCAGACCUGUUGAUUGACUUCGGCGACGCACCGACAUCAGCCCCACCCCAAAGUGUUCAAAAAGUACCUGAUGAUGACGAAUUUGACAUGUUCGCUCAAACAAGAAACAGCUCGUUUGCAGACAGCAGAAAAAAUGGCUCGACGUACGAAGAUAAUAUCAAUAACGUACCCACGGAAUCGUUUUCGGGAGCAAUAGCAUCUAAAGCUCCGUAUGUGAGUGCGACAGACAAAGAUCAAAAGGGAAAAAGUAUCGAAGAUGACAUGCAAGAUGUGGAAGAAUGGCUUAAAGAUGUGGAUUUGAACAAGAUCCAGCCAACCAACCCACCUCCUCCGCAAGAUGCUGCGUCACCUGAGUCAACCGAAGGUGGCAAAAAGCAGGACAAACCUUUAACCAGUGACGAAUUCGAUCGCUUUCUAGCAGAACGAUCGGUUGUCGGCCAGGAGAGGAUCGCGUCGACACGCGGGAACUCGGGGGCUCCGAGGCAAAUGCAGUUAAUGGCGGGAGAAACUCAAGAGGAGGGCAUGUUUGCUUUGUGAGCAAUGCGACCAUGACAUUGGUUGAUUAGAAUUGGAUUAAGAUUAGUAAUUUUUUACAAAAUAUUGUACAUAUCGAGCAGCUAAUUAUUGCCAGAAGUGUCAAAAUGCACCUUGCUUGGUAAAGAUUGCGGAAUGUUUUUUGACGAACAACUUAGAAUGAAGGAUGAUACAACUUGCCGUCAUCAACACCAUAAUCACCAACGAUCAUCAAUCAUUUAUCAUCAACAAUCAUCCAUCAUCAACAAUUUAUCACCAAUCAGUAAUUAGUAAUCAGUAAUCACCAACAGCA